Molecule: messenger RNA, 1204 nt
Organism: Rhodamnia argentea
Lineage: Eukaryota; Viridiplantae; Streptophyta; Magnoliopsida; Myrtales; Myrtaceae
Product: loganic acid O-methyltransferase-like
Exons: 3
Coding region: 59-1144 (361 amino acids)
Biological process (GO): methylation
Molecular function (GO): S-adenosylmethionine-dependent methyltransferase activity
Source: RefSeq, a predicted model, not a curated record
CCUCUCGAACAAAAGCGCACACAGCAGAGAGAGAGAGAGAGAGAGAGAGAGAGAAGAUAUGGCAACGUUGGUGCCUUAUUCAUCACUUCCAACGAACGGGGGAAGUGGAAGUUUCAGCUAUCAGAAGAACUCGUACUACCAGGGACUGGCCGUAAACGUUGUGAAGGACAAAAUUGAAGAAGCGAUAAUCCACAAAAUGGACGUGGAGAGACUCUCAUCGAUGGCAAGCACAAUCAAUAUCGCCGAUUUGGGGUGCGCCGUUGGACCGAACACCUUCUUGUCCAUGCAAAACAUCCUCGACUGCAUCGAGAGGAAGUACCGAACCCAAUGCCCUACUCGCGAAACCCCUGAAUUCUCCGUCUUCUUCAACGACCUCCCGGAGAACGACUUCAACACCCUCUUCUGCUUGCUCCCUGCGGAGAGGCGGUACUUCGUGGCUGGCAUCCCGGGCUCGUUCCACGGGAGGCUGUUCCCAGAGUCCUCCCUCCACUUCGUCCACUGCGCGGUCUCGCUUCACUGGCUCUCUAGAGUUCCGGAGGAGCUCCUCUGCGAGGGCUCUGCCGCGUGGAACAAGGGGAGGGUCCACUACACAAGCGCACCGGAUGAGGUGGUGGGCGCAUAUAGAGCUCGGUUUGCGGCGGACAUGGAUGAUUUCCUAGGGGCGAGGGCGAAAGAGGUUGCGGUGGGAGGGUUGAUGGCGAUCAUCAUGGCCGGCAUUCCUCACGGAAUGCCUCACGCUAUGCUCCCGGCCGGGGUGAUGUACGAUCUUCUUGGGUCAGCCCUACUGGAGAUGGCACAAGAGGGAGUGAUAACGGAGGAACAAGUGGACACCUUCAACUUGCCCAUAUACGCAGCCUCGCCUCAGGAGAUGAGGGAGAUCGUGGAGCGGGACGGGAGCUUCAGCAUCGAGGCCAUGGACUUGGCCAACCCGUCGCCGUGGCUGACCGGUCCGGUCGACAUGCAAGAGUGGACUGACCACGUGAGAGCCGCCAUGGAGCCGCUCUUCGCCGCCCAUUUCGGAGACCAAGCGACUGUGGACGAGAUAUUCGAUCGGUUGAUGAGGAAGCUCGUGGAGCGCUCUCGAGAGGUGGAAUGCAGCUACAGGGAAAAGAUUCAAUUGUACGUCAUCUUGAGGCGCGUUUGAAGGACCCUUCUUUGUGUGAUUACGUGGUGUGGCAAAAGACUCAUUACCCUUGGGCCAAGG